Symbiodinium necroappetens is the source of this 5984-nucleotide messenger RNA. The record is from the annotation of a GenBank genome assembly. Lineage: Eukaryota; Dinophyceae; Suessiales; Symbiodiniaceae.
AUGUCAGAUGAGCAAUUUGACGAUGCCUUGUCACAGUUGCUUUUCAAAGGUGCCAACAAGGUUCUGAGGUUUGCUGUGCCAGUGAAGUCGCGCAAGGGGCCCCAAAUCUUGGCGGCACUCCAAGAGGUGGUCACAGAAUGCAACCGCCUUGGGUUUCCAGUGAAGAUUGCCCACACCGAUCGUGCCAAGGAGUUGAUGUCGAAGGCAACUGUGGAGUGGCUUCAGUCAAAGCUCAUCCAACCCUCCUUCACCCAAGGUGAUGACCCACAGUCCAACGGGUUAGCAGAGAGGUUGGUAGGUUGGGUUAAGGCCAGGGCACGACUUCAUUUGGCAGCUUCUGGAUUGGGUGUUGAGCAAUGGCCAGCAGCAAUGUCGUUUGCAUGUGCAGAGCAUCGCAAUCGGAUGCUUCAGGUGGACACUAGGCUUCCAAGGUUUGGGCAAAAGGUGAUUUUCAAGAGCAAGCAUCCUACCGGGAGAUCAAAGCGACCUUUCAUCAGGUGGGAACACGCAGUGUACCUUUGCCCAACACCCCGUACGGAAGGGGGUCACGUGUUGCAACGAGCGCUGUCAGGUGCCUACUUGGUAGCCAAGAAUGUCCGGUGCGUUGAAAACUUGGUUGACCCGGAAGCCGAGUUAGGUGAUGAAACCGUAGUGGAAGCAGAUGCUCCUGACGAGCUGCCAAGAGCAAGUGAAGACGGGCGGCUACCUGCGCCCGGUCGACGUAUCACUGGGAAGCGAGCAGUGCGAGCCAUUUCCCUCCCUGCGGAGACGUUGGCGCAAGACUUUCUGAGAAAUGGCUGGUUCACUCCUGAUCACUGCGGAAGACUGCUUGAGAUGGCCUUUGGAGGCACAGAAGCCAUAUCGCGAAGAACUCACCGAGGCCCUAUGAAGCUUGCUGUGGUUCUAGGUGCCUACGGACAUGGUGGGUUGCAUGGAGUGACACGUGCAAGUCGUGUAUAUCCUGGGGUGUGCCGCUACUUGAAUGAGUACUUGAGAAGGAAUCUGCCGUCCGGGCAGAGCAACCCACAGUGGAGUGCCUUGACUGUCGUUGUUGCCCCGGAGGUAGCGGUGCACAGGGAUGUUAGGAAUGAGCCAGGAUCAGUCAACUACGUCACACAGAUUGCCACUCGCUCUAUGUGGAUUGAGGGAGCGACCGAAGCGGGUCUAGAACAGGCGUGUGCAGACGAAAAGGGGAUUGAGCGCAAGGGCUACCGGAUGCCCCUGACACAGGUCACCUCAACCUUUGACCCGAAGCAACGCCAUUCAGUUCUGCCAGCCACCAAUUGGGUGAUAGCAGGGUAUACACCGUUGGGUAGUCAUAAACUCCCCCCCGCUAAGCAGAAUGAGCUGAAGGAAUUGGGUUUUAAGUUGCCUGGUGCAGUUAUGCCUACAGUUUGCAAGUUGGUGGGACCGUACCCCCAUCGACUCCCAGAAGCCAGACCUCGUCGUCACCCUCCACCGCGGCGUGCAGGUUUGAGUGUGAGGUAUGCACGAAUGAGUGGACCGGAGUGGGCUGAGCUGUGUCAGCUAGAUGAGGAGCAAUUCGAGGCACGCAUAUCCAGGUGGCAAAGGGUGUUAGGAGGUGCCGACGAAGACUCAAACAUGGACCCAGUGUCAGCCUCAAUUCCUCACAACCUCCUGGUUUCUCACGUGUUCCAGGGUCGCAAUUGGCACCAAGACCCAGAGUUGAUUGUAAAUGGCCCAGCGGGACCGGUGUUAGCAGCACGUGUUCUUGACUACUCAGAUGACGGCCCACCAGACGAGACUCCGUUCCCUGAUCGCAUGAUCAUGUUUUCGGUGCACGAUUUGGUGCGAGAUGUCACCGAAAUGGUGAUUCUGCGUGUGGUGCUAAUUGAGGAGGAGCAAGGGGGGAACGGGAACCCGUUAAUGCCAGUGUUGCAAGUGCCUGGACCUCCACCGCCGGAGGUCCGAGUGGUCCAGUGUGCAAAUGAGCUACGGAAGACAAGUGGGAAUUUUCCCUCUCGUCUUCCUGUCCCCUUGCCGAAUCCCACCUUCAUCCAAGUGCAUUCGGCCCGAUCACUUCGAGAAGUGCUACCUCAGGAGGAGGCGAUGUUGUGUAAGACAGAGGCCACCACCACCAAGGGCUUGGAAUCAAUCCUCGAUGGCCUUUCGGAACCUCUGAGUGUGACGCAUACAGCAUCUCAGGAGGAGGUGCGGGCCCACUUGCAAAGGUGGAAGGGAGCGAUCGAGAAAGAGCUCAAGUCUUUGAAGGAGCCUGGAGUCCUGGUCAGUCACUUCGGGAAGGAAGCGCAGGGCUUAAUCGCCAGACCCGGGACUACAGUGAUCCCUCUCAAGGGUGUGUUCACAGCAAAGGCCCCAGCAGGCCCACAAGAUGGUUUGUACAAAAGAAAGUGCAGGCUGGUAGGAUGUGGGAACCAAGCCUCCCAUGUUGAUGCUGACUCCCUGUACGCAGCUGGAGCCCCGGCCGAACUGGUGCGUGCGUCGUUGGUACAAGCAUGCCGGCAUGGGUGGUCCGGGUUCACCACUGACAUCAAGUCGCAAACCCCUAUACCCCAGCAUGCAGCUCAGCGCUACCUGUUGCGUCCUCCGAGAUGGCUCGUGGAGCUAGGUUUGGCCUCGCCCGACGAGUACUACUCGUUGGGCAAGGUGUUGUACGGCUUCAAAGAAGCACCGGCUUGGUGGAGUGACCACCGGGACACGAAGCUCCUCACCGCAUCGUUCUUGGGUUGCCAUCUUGAACAGGGUACUUCAGACCCUUCGCUCUGGCGGAUUAUGAAAGGGGAGGACCUGAAAGGUUUUUUGGUGACCUACGUGGACGAUUUUCUCAUCCUCAGUGACGGAUCUACUGCGCGCGGGUUGCACCAGUGGCUGUUGGAAGGUGCUGGGUGGGAGACUGAUGGCCUCAGUGAAGCAAGGCCAGGGGAACCAGUGCGGUUCCUUGGCAUGCAGCUUGAAAGACAUGAAGACGGACACUUCAGCCUGGAUCAGGAGUCCUACGUUGACGAGCUCAUAAGAGCCUACGGGUUGGCCAGCAGUGACAAGUCAAAGGUUGUAUGCCCCAGGGAGAUCCUCAUGAGUGAGCCUGAGUCAGCGCCCAAGGCUGACGAAGCGACCAUCAAGGCCGCGCAGAAAAUAGCAGGGGAAUGCCUUUGGUUGUCACAGAGAACGAGAUUCGAUAUCUCCUUCACCACCGCCAUCCUCUGUUCACGGGUAUCGAAGGACCCGCAAGGAGCUUUGAUGAUAGGACGAAGGCUGCUGUGUUACCUGCACCAGACGAAGAGUUUCAAGUUGCACCUUCGUCCAGAUGCUGCAGCAGCACCGGUGAGGGUGUUUACAGAUGCCAGCUUCUCUCCUCAGGGCCAGCAUUCCUAUGGAGGGCAUGUGGUCGAGCUGUUCGGCGUUCCUGCCGUUUGGCGAGCAUCCCGCCAAGCCCUCAUAGCUUUAAGUUCUUCAGAGGCGGAACUGAUCCAAGCAGUGGAGGGAUGCAUGUAUGCGGAGUCGCUGCUCACUGUGCUGCAGGACUUGCGUGUGCAGUGCAGCACGGUGCAGCUGCUGCUAGACAACACGGCUUCGAUUGCCUUUAUCGGAGGCUGGGAGGUCAAGCACUGCCGUGGGGAGUAUCAACGUGCAGACUUGUUGACGAAACCGUUGCCGGCUGCCCGCAUGCGGUUCUUGUGCGACCUACUGCAGCUUGGAGAGGGCCCGAUGCCCAGAGCUGCCGAGGAUCAAACCCAGGUUUGUGGGUGCAAGGGAGAAGGUGAAGGAAGUGAAGAUGUGGACCAAGGCAUGCCGAUUGAGUGGCCCUGGGAGUUGGCAGUGUUGCGCGAGCCUACACCUCAGGUGCGGGCUGUAUCGAUCAAGGAAAGGCGGGCCAAGAAGCUACACGACCGUGUCGCUGCCGCUAUCGACAGCGCUGUCAGUGAGAGUCCUACUGGGGACGAAGGUGCGAGCCCCACCGUUGUGUACGGCGGCAUCAACAUGCAUCUUGCUACUGCAAGGGAACCACGGGAGUUUCGGAAUCGUAUCGACCCAACUGUGAUGACUACAGAGAACCCGAACCUCGAGGACUUACCACCCGGUCAGCCUGUCGACGGGGUUGACAGCAGGGUUCAAGAACAACAUGAUCAACAGGUUAUGGGCGCCCAAAUCGCUGCCGCAGCAGCAGCUCCGCAGAUGGUCAACGGGACCUACGGUGCGAUUGGAACGUCGGGCCCUCUGUCUAUGGAUGGAGAGGUUUUGGCGGCGCCACAGAGGACGGAUACCCAAGGAACCGGAGAUGUGGGUGUCGCUGGACGCGGAAGCAGAGAUACUGGAAUUGGGACACUCAAGGCAGCCGCAGAGCGAGUCAUGGCGAACGUGGCCGCUAAGGUGCAAGGGGUGUUGCCACCACAGGGCAGAGGGAGUUCUGCUCAAGGAUUCCUCCAGAGGGAGGCUCCCCUCUUGUAUGCGGGUGAAGGACGACCUGUGCCACAAAGAGGGACAGCAGAGGAGAGACAGGUCUUCAUGGCGGCGCAGAGUGAGCUCCAGCGUAGAGUAGCCUCGUUGUCGGAAGAGAAUCAGAUGCUUCGUCAGGCUCCGGGCAAGGCGCCGCCAAUGCCCUUUGUUGUUGAAGGUCUAGCAGCGAAUGCAGGCAGUUCGGGUCCAGCAGGCAACAGCCCAUUGGAGGCUAUGAUGUCAGGCACUGCUGUGAGCGCCUCUAGCAGCAACCCGGAGGUGGUGAGGCCUUCGAUGAGUGACUUGUCGGACUCCUCGGGUGAGUGUUGGCAAAGGGUUCUCGCGCAAGCGCAGGAGUGGUACACGUCACAGUAUGUGCCCUCAGGUCCAGUUGCAAGGGUGAGGUUGAAACCGCCAGCGUCAGAGGUGGACAAGGAGCCACGGUGGAACAGAGUGCGCCACAGGAUGGAGCACCUCAUCUUGCAAAGCUGUCCAGAUGCGGUCAGAGCCGAGUUGUCAUCGGCCCGUGUCAGCGGUGUGCUACCAAUCAUGUGCCGCCUUUACACCGUGUAUAAGCCAGGCGGGGUCACAGAGCGUGCAGAGGCCCUUCGUCAAGUUCAACAGCCUCGCCCCGCGGAUUCUCCAAUCGACGCGGUCAUGAAGCUUCGCACAUGGAAGCGCUGGAUGACGCGCUUGUCAGAUCUGGGUGGCACUCAGCCCGAUGCCGCUGUGAGCAUUCAGGCCCUUGAAGGGAUCACUUCCGGGGUCCUCAAGGGACUUCCCAGCCUGUCUUUCAGAGUCAAUUUGGUCCGAGCCUCUCUUCAUCUGGACACUCAGCCCUCGGCAGGUAAUGCCGCAGGCGGAGGUAAGCCGGAUUCCAGCAAGAGUGUGCGCCAGGUUGCAAAGGGAGGAGAUCCUGGGCUCCGUAAGGUUCUGUCAGACGCCGCCGGCGUCCUGCGUGAAGCGAUGGCCGUGGGCCCGACCGCAGGUAGUGAAGCUCCGGCGAUGGCAGUAGCGGCUAAAAUCCAAGCCCAGCUUGAAGAUUUGGAAGCUAGAGUGUUGGAUGGUGGCCCGUGCAUCCGUUCAGUCUGUGGCAAUGUGUCGGAAGGGGCAGGUGAGCCAACGGCGUUGCUUGACUCUGGUGCGACACAUGUGGUUGUAGAUGAUGCCGCGGCAGGUUCCCAAGACUUGGUGCCGUGCACAGUGUCGCUUGCAGGUGACCAACGCCAAACUUGGCACCAAACACCCGGUGGAUCGCUGGUGGCACCUGUCACCGGUGAUGGACAUGCACCGCAGACCAUUCUCCCGUUGGGAAGCCUAGUCACCCAACUUGGUUGCUCCUUGCGAUGGUCGAAAAGGGAAGGUUUGCAAUUGAUGCAUCCCAAACUCGGGCGCUUGAAGACGCAGGUUGAAGAGGAUUCAAGCGCACCUGAAGGAAGCUACACCAGUGCCUUGACUUUAGGCAAGAUGAUGCCGUUCCUUGAGCAGGAUCAGGAAGAGACUUCACCAGUCGCACUUAUGGCUUCUUCAUCUAGGUUGGCCGGCGUUGUUGCCGACGCACAAAUGAG